Akanthomyces muscarius is the source of this 2190-nucleotide messenger RNA. RefSeq lists its product as uncharacterized. NCBI's taxonomy places the organism in Eukaryota, Fungi, Ascomycota, Sordariomycetes, Hypocreales, Cordycipitaceae. Bases 1 to 2190 code for a protein of 729 amino acids. The transcript is spliced from 7 exons. Gene Ontology annotation, molecular function: DNA replication origin binding. Gene Ontology annotation, cellular component: DNA replication preinitiation complex; nuclear pre-replicative complex; nuclear origin of replication recognition complex. Gene Ontology annotation, biological process: DNA replication initiation; DNA replication. The record is from RefSeq and is a predicted model, not a curated record.
AUGGCCGUAGAAGACGACAAGACGAAUGGCACAUUUAGCCAGGAGGACCACCAGGUGGCCUACAUCUUCAACCCUGAAGACAGUGCGGCAGCGCGGCCAUCAAAAAGGCGCCGCGUCUCCAAGAAGGGCACAAAGGGCAAAGAAUCAAACGAUGACGCCUCGUUAGCCGCGCUGGGUUCUGCGCUGUUCGUGCCACUCCUGAACGGUACUGAGCGUGCAACGUGUGUGCAAGAGAGGCAUCGUCUGUACGAGGAGAGCUGGACCAAAGUGAGCAACCGAAUACAGGGCAUCUUGCGAGACUCGAACUCUGCCACGCUGGAACAGGUGUCAUCCUUUGUUCAGCAGGCAAAGGCUGAAUGCUUUGAGAAAAUCCCCGCCGCAUUUAUUGUGACGGGAACAAAUAUUGCGUCACAAGACCUGCUGUUUGAACAGCUGUCUGAAACGCUGCAGUCUGGCUCCAGCCGCUUCGUAAGACUGCGAUCGACCGAGGCUGGGUCGCUGAAGGCGGUGCUGAAGCGUAUCAUUCGCACAGGGACGUCCAAAGCGACGGAAGAUGAUGAGGAGAAUGAUGCAGAGGAAAAGGAAGCAGAUGGCAAACGGUAUCUCGAAUACGACUUGGAAGCACUGUAUGCAUACGUGCAAACACAAAAUUGCGACCAAGUCUUUGUCGCAAUUCAGGACAGCGAAGGAUUCGAUAGCAGCCUGCUAUCAGACAUGAUUACUCUCUUGAGCUCGUGGCGUCCGCGAAUACCUUUUACACUGCUCUUUGGCGUCGCCACAUCGGUGGAACUGCUCCAAGCCCGCUUGCUCAAAUCUGCAUGCCGUCAGAUUUAUGGAGGCCAGUUUGACGACGUGCAGACGGAUACAAUUCUGGAAUCCGUCUUCAAGGGUGCUGUGGCCGCGAGUGAUGUCCCGCUCAGGCUAGGAGCCCCGCUGCUGCGAUGGAUGCUAGAUCGCCAACGCGAUCAGGUGGCUGGCAUUCAAUCAUUCAUCAGCUCUGUCAAGUAUGCAUACAUGUGUCACUUUUUCGCCAACCCGCUUAGUGUGCUGGCACUCUGGGAGGCUGGUAAGGACAAGCUGAUGCAGCCAGAACACCUGGAGGCCAUACGCAACACACCCUCUUUCCGCAAGCAUGUGGAGGCGGCCAUUGAAUCUGGUAGCCCCGAGAACUUGCAGUACGCACGGUCUCUUUUAGAAGAUGAAAGCGCUCUAAAAGAACGAGUGCAAGCUAGCAUUCGGGAGCGCGAGGCGUGGAUGGACAAGCGACUGCGGAGCCUGCUCAUGCUCGAGGCCGCUGGUGCGCAACACGGAGCGUUCUCGAGGGCCUACGUGGAGGCCAUGAGCGAGGGCAUUAUCAUGUCAGAGCACUCAAACAUGGUGGCUAGCGUGAGGCGCAUGGGCAUGAAUGAGCUGGUGGCGGCGAUUGAACGCUUCCUAUCGCUGCUACGCGAUGGCGAGCCAGGCCUGGGACUAGGGCCCGACAACGAGCGGGAGGGUGAGCAGAUGCAGACCCAGCUGGAGACGCAGCUUGCGGCGCUGCGGAGGCUCAUGACCCGUGCUGAAGCAGAGGACAUCAGCGUACGCAGCCAAUACAGCGGGCAGAGCAAGGUGGCGCGAACCACGGUGAUUGCGCAACGGGUGCAACUGAGCCACCACUCGGCAACGCUCAAGGAGGAGGACAAGCAGUUUACGGAGAUUAUCGACGCUGUAACGGGGCUGCUGGCGGCGCGCCACGACGAGACGACGCCGAGCGGCAUGUUCCUGUCGGAGAGCUGGCUGUACGACUCGCGGGCGCCGUCCAAGGACGUAUUCGUGCCGCGAGCGCGGGUCGUCUUUGAGCGCAGCCUGGCGCGGCCACACGACUAUCUGGCGUGCGAGUGCUGCAAGCCAGACCAUGAUGGCCUGCAGGCGACGCUGCCGGCGACGGCCAUUUUGUACCAGAUGUACCUGGAGACGGGCAACCUCAUCAACGUGGCCGACAUGUGGUCCUCGUUUUACACGCUGGUCAGUGGACAGAGCGGGCAGGCAGACGGGGAGGACGCCAUGGACGAGGACGAGGGCGAGGACGAGGAGAAGCAGAGGGAAGCGCUGGUCAUGUUCUACCGUGGCCUGGCGGAGCUACGUGCUCUGGGCUACGUCAAGAGCAGCAAGAAGAAGACGGAUCACGUAGCCAAGGUGAAGUGGUUAUAA